ACCACUGAACCUUCCAGAAAAAUCUGCUUUGGCAAAACUGUCAGAGGAUCCAUUUUGUAUCCGAGUGUUAAUUAUCUGAGGCAAUUCUAAGAGCAAGACCUAUUUGAGUUAUGUACUUUUUUGUGUUAUUUGGGGCUUAUAAUUAGUUGUACUCUUUGAGAAUAUAAAUGUGUUACCCAGUUCAUUACCUUCAGAUGGACUGAAGAAUGUCAGUGGCUCUUCUGCAAAUUUGUACAGCAUUGUUCAGUAAAUGAUCCAGGAAUCUGCACGCCUUGCGCUAUGGGGUAUUACAUGUUUGAUCACCAUUGUUAUAAACUCUGUCCUGAGAAGACCUACAGUAAGGAACUGGAAUGCAAGGCAUGCAACAGUAACUGCGGCAGCUGUGACCAGAAUGAGUGUUACUGGUGUGAAGAGGGCUUCUUUCUCUUGGGUGGCAGCUGUGUGAGGCAAUGUGGCCCUGGCUUCUAUGGUGACCAAGAAAUGGGAGAAUGUGGGCCCUGCCACCGAGCGUGCGAAACCUGCUCAGGCCCUGGCCGUGAUGAGUGCAGCAGCUGCCCAGAAGGACUGCAGCUGCUGCAUGGGAUGUGUGUGCAUGCCACCCAGACCCAGGCAGAGGGCAAAUUCUGGAAUGGUAUGUGCCUCCCAAACAGAGAUCACAGGGUCUGUGCGUGUGGGCAUCUCUGGCCCAAGGAAGAAUUUUACAGCAAAACCCCCUCUCUAGAAAAAAAAUACAAACAUUAAUCAGGCAUGGUGGUGCACACCUGUAAUCCCAGCUACUUGGGAGGCUGAGGCAGGAGAAUCACUUGAACCUGGGAGGCAGAGGUUGCAGUGAGCCAAGAUCACACCACUGCACUCCAGCCUGGGCAACAAGAGCAAAACUCCAUCUCAAGAAGACAAAACAACACAACAAAAAACUCUGCAUAGAUAUAUGUAAAGAGAUUAAAUUAGGGUGGUGAAGAUGAAUAUAUCAUGAAAGAAACGAUGUCUUCUUCCUCUAGGUUUGCUCACCAUUGUUAUCAAACCUAUCCUGAGAAGACCUAGGGCAGGGGUCUAGCUGCCUGCUCUGCUUUCCUCAUUCUAUAACCCUGGUUUUUUAGUUAUCCAGGAGAGAAAGGCUGUGCAGAGAAGAAAGUUGGGGUCAUUUCUGAGUCUCUCUGAUGCUUGUGGCAGGAGUGGGUAGGAAGCUGAGGUUGGCAUUCAGCCAGCAGAGAGAGCCCAAAGGGCAAUUUAUGAUUGGUCUAUCCUAUCUGGAUGAAGUAGGCCCAGAAGGGAAAGACUCAAUUCUAUCACAGGCAUGUAUCUUCUUACUACAGUAAAAGGAAACUUUACCUGUAGGGUAGGCUUUUCCAGUUAGACAAGGAAGAACUGCUCGAAUGUGUUAGAAUUUAUGCUAAAAACAGAUGGUCUCUGUGGCUGAGUUCUUAGAGCUCACCAUCGUUCAAGCUUGCCUUUGAAAGAUGCUCUUCCCAGUUGCAGACAGGGAAUGUGUGGAGCUUCUGAGGAGGGAGUGGAGGGCACAGGUGUGGGAGCUUGGGAUCCAACAGCAAAGCCCUGCAGCUGCUCGUUCCUCCCCAAGUCUUUAGAACAUGCCUCCUCAUACUUGAGCCUCGGUUGUAGGCUUCCUUGCAAGGUAAUUACAAACUUUCAGCCACCUCCCCAUGUUGGAGGUGGUUACAAAACAAAAUCCUCUCCCUGCUGGAAGAAUCUGACUCAUGUUCUAUGCAGAGACAACUCACAAAAACAGGAGCUGCUCUUCAUUUGAUUUCAAGGUAGGAAUUUGUUAAAAGCAUCACCGGUGCAGAGGCAAUGGCAGUGAAAAGAGGGCUGCACAGGAGGAGUAUGCUAAAGGCCUGGGGGAGUGACAGUUCUGUGGCUUUUGCCGGGCUUGAGAGGAGGUGUGCCCAUGGCUGCCAUCUACCACCGCAGUUUUAUGGAAGAGCAGCUCAGAGACCGUCGAAACCCCAGCAGCCGAAGGCCAGGGAGAACACGGGCCCUAUUUCAGAGACAUAGCUGGAGAUUAUUCAAUGCAGAUUGGGAUAUCUUCUGUGAGUUAUAGCUGAACCAAAAUGCUGAAAAUGAGUUUGUCUGGCAUUCAGGCAUUUUAGAGGUGGUGCAAGCCAAGAGGAAAAUGGUCUGGUGCUGUGUUUCUUGCUGAACAUCUGUAUUUUAUCUGGCAUCCAGACGAUGACACGGUCCAAGGAGCCAAGAGUUAGAGCGGCCUUGAUUCCCCAAAUGAUUUCAUGUCCCUUCAACUGGACUACGCAUUUUGCAAGCAGAAACCAGGCUUCAGUGGUUCCCUUUUGUCAAAGCACCACGCCCACCCUCCACAUUUUCUACUAUCACAAUGUAAUGUUUUUGAAGAGAGGGAGGAAUUAGUGCAUUUGGGGAUUUUUCGCUAAUAGGGGAUUGGGGACAGAGAUGAGAGUGUUUCUCAUGGCUGAACAAAAACAAUCAAGUCAAUGACAAAGCUGUACUUUCCCAUUCCUAUGAUCUAUGAAAUAAGACAUGCAGACCAUUAACACAGAGAAGAAGCCAUUUAUUCACUAAGCAAGGUAAAGCUAUAGCUCAGCUUCCCCCAGCAUUGUUUCAGCACUGAAAUGGAUAGUAAAUGGGAAGUGCAUUCCAUAAAGUCCUGGGAGUAUUUGAGCCAAUGCCUACAACCUUCUCCUGACUUCUUUUUCUUAAAAAACAGGAUCGAGAGUGUAACAGGAGAGUAGAGGGUUCCAGAGAGCAAGCACUAAUUAUCCACACCUUUAAGAGGACGGAAAGCAGAUUGCAGUCACCCUGGGUCAUCUCAGAGGACACCCAGGCAAAUUACAGAGUGCUUUUGAGAGGAUAUAGCUGCCCAGGUGGUACCAGCACAUUUUUCUGUUUUUCUUUGGGUUUUGUUUUGUUUUUCAAACAGAUUCAGGUUAAGGUAGAAAAGGUAAGAUGACACACACUUCAGUCUAUUCUUUCGCUCAUGCUGCUCCCCAGUGGAAACAAAAAGAUCUUGUUUGCAUCUGAAGACCACGAGCAAAUCCAUGAACAUCUAUCAGCACAGGCAAGGAAGACAGCCUUGAAAUAAAAGUCCAGCUAGAAUUCCCUGCCCUCCUCUCUUAAUAAGGUGGCUGAUCAGGAUGAGAAUGUCUACAGUGAGAGAGCCACCAUUCUUUGCCAACUACCAACAAAGUGGGAAUACCUCCCACCUAGUCCAAGGACGCAGAUUCUUCCAGCUAUGAGACAGUGCCUGAAAAAUCCUCCAGCUCAGGCUAAGUAAUCAAAGAUGGGGCUGGACUCUCUUGUUCUUUCAGCCACCAAAAAGUCACUGCACAAAUGUACAGAUCAUCCCCAGACCCUCUCUCCUGAUCACAAGUAUAUUGUGACAAUUAUUUAGUGCCCCUAAGUGGCAGGAAUAAAACCAGUAUUCAACAGGCUGCAAGCAGCUUCAGCAGUGA
Callithrix jacchus (white-tufted-ear marmoset) is the source of this 3437-nucleotide messenger RNA. NCBI's taxonomy places the organism in Eukaryota, Metazoa, Chordata, Mammalia, Primates, Cebidae. The record is from RefSeq and is a predicted model, not a curated record.